CUGGUCAGUUCUUCGGCAAAGGUUUAGGUUUGAAUGGAAGAAGAUAGAAUUUGUACAUUGAGUUCUUUUGGCUUCAUAGAAUGGAAAGGAUUCAAAAGAUUAUUGUGUUGUGUUUAAUUUUAAGUGUUUCCAUAGGUGCCUGUUCUGACCAAGCAAAAAACUCAACAGCAGACAAAAUCGUCGGAGGAGUGGAAGCCAAUCGAUAUGAGUUCCCGUACCAAAUCUCUCUCCAGUGGAACCUGGGACCGAACUACUCCCGCGCCCCAAUCCACUUCUGCGGAGGUUCGCUCCUGAACAAGAACUGGGUCCUUACGGCGGCGCACUGUCGGGUUCGGUACACCAGACGAGGCUGGAUCGAGGUAGUAGCCGCAGAACACGACACCACGGUAACGGAUGGCGACGAGCAGCGGCGAAAGGUCAUCAAGUAUACCAACCAUCGAAGCUACUGCGGAGGCGUCUGUCCGUUCGACAUCGGACUGAUCCUGGUUGACAAACCCUUCGAGUUGAACCGGUUUGUCAAGCCGAUCAAGCUGCCGAAGCAGUUCCAAAAGUUCUCUGGAGAUUGUGUUGCGUCCGGAUGGGGCUCGACAUCGACCACCGAGCGGCCCAUGUAUCCGAAGCGAUUGAUGAAGGCAGUGUUGCCGAUAGUGGAGUUCAAAACGUGCUACAAAAACUGGGUCCAGGAAGGGGAUCCGGAUGCGCUGUCGAAUGUGUGUGCUGGACCGCAAGAUGGAUCCCGAAGUGUAUGCUCGGGAGACUCCGGUGGGCCUCUGGCCAAGUUCGACGAGAAUGGAGAGAACCCGGUGCUCGUUGGAGUGGCUUCGUGGGGAACGAUUCCAUGUGGCAUGGAGGAAAAGCCGGCUGUGUUUACGAACGUAGCAAGCUAUGUGGAUUGGAUUAAAGAGAAUAUGAGAUAAUAAAGAAUCGUAUCACAACUCCUUUUUAGCCAGGUGUGUCAAGUAGAACAAUAUUAUCACAAAAAAUAGGCAUCGCUAGAUCUUUCACCACUUAAAAAUAAAGAUUUUUAGCUU
Aedes aegypti (yellow fever mosquito) is the source of this 1031-nucleotide messenger RNA. Its product is annotated as trypsin-1. Gene Ontology annotation, biological process: proteolysis. Gene Ontology annotation, molecular function: serine-type endopeptidase activity. The transcript has 3 exons. The record is from RefSeq and is a predicted model, not a curated record. The coding region runs from base 81 to 917 and encodes 278 amino acids. Lineage: Eukaryota; Metazoa; Arthropoda; Insecta; Diptera; Culicidae.